AACUCCCUAUUACUCAACUGUAAAAUAAAACAUGCUACAUUACUUAGUUUUCCUCUUUCCACACACAAGAAGAUCAAAACAACCAAAAGAAUGGCUUUUUUCGAGAGGGCAUCACCCGCAUUGAAGCACAUUUUGCUCCAACUCUAUAGGGAUGAUAAGCCUUUUGCAGUCGAUCACCACUUGCACGAAUUCGGAUCAUUGCAAUACCACAUUCAGUCGUAUGCUUCAGAACCACAUCAUGCUUACCUCUCUGUUUCAACUCCUCUUCUAUCCACCGGCUCUUCGAUCUUAUGUGAGCUUCCUUCUUCCACCAUGGAAACAGUAACACGAAUUUGCCCUGAAGUUGUGGAGAUCGUUGAUCCACCACGAACAGGAUAUCAGCUGACUCUUAAGCUCAGUUUCGCUAAAAUUCCAAGAAAAAAAGAUGCAGCGAAGAUUAUUACAGAGAUUGCAUCGGUGCACACGGUGAUACUGAGCUCUCAGCUACGAGAAUUGUUGGAGAAUGUUAAUGAUCAGGAGAUAACUCAGGGGACAUACAAACCGAUCAAACUUGUGUAUCAUCAACGGGAGCCUUUCUACGUCGUUAAACAGCCGGAAAAGUUGACGGCUGUUUUCCCGAUUCGGAUAAAAGAGGAUUCAGAUGUGGUUAUCGCAAAGGCGUUCUUUCAGGAGCUAGUGGACGUCGGAAGUUCAGGAAGAUUUGCCAAGGCACCAGCUUGCUACUGGUCGGCGAUUCCACCGGCGGAGUUGAGGGGAGAAUCUAUGCAAGAUUUGAGCACGAAUGGAGGGUUCGUCUCAUUUGAAAUCAUGGCACGACAUGUUGAAGGGAAGAAACUCGAGAAGACUGUAUGGAAUCUGCUCAAUUUCAAUGCGUUGGUGAAAUAUCAUGUAAAGUGCACUAAAGGGUUUGUGCAACGAAGAAUGAGAAGUCGUUUUGGAUAG
This is a messenger RNA of Lactuca virosa, 942 nucleotides long. NCBI's taxonomy places the organism in Eukaryota, Viridiplantae, Streptophyta, Magnoliopsida, Asterales, Asteraceae. The record is from the annotation of a GenBank genome assembly.